This is a messenger RNA of Clarias gariepinus (North African catfish), 4752 nucleotides long. RefSeq names its product homeobox protein TGIF2. Gene Ontology annotation, biological process: regulation of transcription by RNA polymerase II. NCBI's taxonomy places the organism in Eukaryota, Metazoa, Chordata, Actinopteri, Siluriformes, Clariidae. Gene Ontology annotation, molecular function: DNA-binding transcription factor activity, RNA polymerase II-specific; RNA polymerase II cis-regulatory region sequence-specific DNA binding. Bases 292 to 1497 code for a protein of 401 amino acids. The transcript has 3 exons. The record is from RefSeq and is a predicted model, not a curated record.
ACGGCAUUGCAGGUAAAUCGGGACGCGUUUGUCAACACCAUUUUUUCCCUGCUUUCAUUAACAUGUGCGAGAAAUGAAGCGGACUCGAUAAGAGAGAGAGAGAGAAAAAAGAGACAGUAUUGUUGCGCUCGGUCGAGUUUUCGGUGGGAAAGAAACGAAAAAUCGCGCCGCGGUGUCCAGCAGAAGCUCGCGUCGCGUCGGCGCUUUGUGGGGCAGCACGCGCUUUUCUUCUCCGAGCAACUUCGAAAGCUGAGGAUUUGUUUAAAAUCCUGAGAGCCUGUCUAACAAAGGAUGAAAUCUGUCAAAAGAGUGUUGGAAGAGGAGCACAGUGGAGAGACAGAGUUUUCUGCCAUGUCAGACAGUGAUCCCUGUGAGGAUGAUGCUUACCCGCUCAAUCUUUCCACCGGUGCCCGUGGAGGUUCAGCUAAGCGCCGCCGUCGGGGGAACCUGCCAAAAGAGUCUGUUCAGAUUCUGAGGAGCUGGCUAUAUGAGCAUCGUUUUAACGCCUAUCCCUCUGAGCAGGAGAAGUUGAGUUUAUCAGGACAGACUAAUCUCUCCAUCUCGCAGAUCUGUAACUGGUUCAUCAACGCCCGGCGACGGCUGCUCCCUGACCUGCUCAGGAAGGACGGAAAGGACCCGACUCAGUUUACGAUCUCUCGCCGAGCCAGCAAAUCAGACAGUCGGUCAGUUGGCUCUGCCUCCCCAGACCACUCCACCCCUCCACCGGUCCCCACAUCCCGCCCUUCUGUUAUCCGCCCUGCCCCCACAUUGGACCUGAGCAUGCUGGGGAAUACUGCAACUGCCAUCUUGACUGGGGCUGGCUGCUUGGUGGGAUCAGGUCUAACAGGCAGAGACGGUUCUGUCCAGACCCUCGUGCAGGUGGAGAGUCGUGGCGUGAUCAAGAAAGAUAGUGUGACUGGACCUCCUCAUCUAACUACUAUUCCAGGCUCUUCUUCCAGCAGCCCAGGUCUGGGAACAAUGAGUCCUACUGUGGUGCUGUUCAACACGCCACCCCCUACACCCCCCGAGCUUUGUCCACAUGACUUCAGCGACCUCAAACUGCUCGUAGACGCGGCCCUACAGAGAGCAGCAGAGCAGGAAAACCAGAGACAGAAGGAGCAGCCUUCAGCCAGAGUGCCCUGUUCUGUUCCUGCAUCUGUUUCCGCAACAGAAGCUUUAAGUAGGAACACCGAGCAGGAAAAGAGUCGUGAAAGCCUGAGUUCCAGCAGCAAAGCUGACUCCGCUCCAAGCCCACAGGAGCAGAAGGCCAUUCUCCCUGUCUCUGUGCCGGUGUUGAACGCCUCUGCUUCUUCUCUUCCUGCAAGUGAGGCGGGUGUUAGUCUGCCAGUGGUCCCACAUAGAGUUGCUGGAGCAGUUAAUUUUCAGCCAAAUGGUGUGUGGAGUGUGGUCAGACCAGCUAGCCCACCCCCAACCAGUGUCAAACACACCUGGAGCUCACAGCACACACUCCACGCUGUCAGAGAAGCAGUCAACUGAGAAAUAAAAAAUGACAGGUGUAUGCAUUUAUGAAGGACACACAGAAAAAAGCAACAAAUGACUAAGAAAAAGACAUUCCAUACAACCAAGACGUGAAUGCAACACUCCUCUGCUCCAGGUCCUUGUUUGGCUCGGGUUGUCUGACACUCUUAUUUACAUGGCAGAAAACAUGAGUCAUGUGGCUGCAAUGUCACUGUUGUCUUGACUACCUGCAGUUGUCAUGGACGUGAUCUGACAGUUGCUGGACGACAAGCUGGAAACGGAACAUUUCACCGGAUGGUUCAGAUAACCCGGUUGUAGGUCAUACACUAAGUUUACCUUUUAUUGACACAAAGCUGGUGUUUUUAAAGCAGCAAGCCUAAAACUUUUUAACUGAUUUUUUUUUUUCUCCCCCUAUUGUUUUCACUACAUAAGAUUUUUUUGGGGUCCUCUUUACCAUUUCAUCAUUAAUUGAGAACAUACGAUAAGCAUCGACUUAAAAGGGAAGUGUGAGUUUAAAAUCCCGAACAGGGCAUUUUCAGAUUUGACAUGUACUGUGAACUUUCCACACGCAUGCUGGCAGUUUUGAUGUUUCUCAGUGUUAUGCAUCUAAAACUAAUAGGCAAGACAUUUAAUGGUUUAUUUAAUUUUAGGACUGCCCUUAGAAGUUACACAAGUGGCCUUGCUUAGUUUUUGCCUUCGAUAUUGGAUUACGGUAGGGAUGGGCGAUUAUGGCAAAAACAUCAUAUCACAAUACCUAAUGUUUGCACGAUACAUGAUGUGGUUUAGCCGAAGUUGUAUUUGAAACAGUACACUAGUGAGGCAGCAUACUCGCGUUACUCUCAGAAGAGUGUAUUGUAAUAUGAUGUAACACAAAAGCUACCAGGUUUCUAUAUUCAUUUUGCCUGUAUGCUCCAAUGUCCUGGCUUAGGGCUAGAUAAGUAGACUGUAAUGUAGCAUGGCUGUCUAAUUUUCUAUAUGACUCCUGAAUGCUCGUUGUGAGCCAGCAUGGUUUUGUUGAAUGAAUCGCUGGUGGGUUUGAUGUCAUUGUGCAGACAGGGACUUGAUCCUGUUGAGUCUAGGAGCUACACUUUAGUUCGGAAAAAAAAAAAACCUUGGCAUGCUGCAGCCUUGUUUGUUUGAUACCUCAUUCCAGUGGUCUGAAACCGCUGCAAAUGGGACAACGACUUCCAAAUAUCAUGUUUCUUUUCUGUGUUUGUGUGGUCACUCAUACAUUCUGCACUUUAUUUCCAAGUCUCUUUGUUGCCAGUACUUCAAAACCUUAUCAGAAUUCUUUACGGUUUAAAUGAUGAUUGCCCCCGCCUUCUUGAGAAGAGUCUCCAAGUGAGUAAGGUCUAAGGAUGAGGGAGAGGAGACAGGCGGUCAGGGAAAUUGAUUGCACUGCAGAGAGCAUAGCUCAGCCUGAUCGCUCCUCUGCAGUGACACAGCGCGAGGCAGCAGCAGAGCCGUCGUCAAUUUCGCGAGAGACGCUUCUUCCCAUCCCAGACAAGCUUUAACUCUCUACCUUAAAAUAAAUGUGGAGCGUUUACGGCGCUUUUCUGGGCGCCAAGUGUCAAGCAUUUCCAUAUAAGAUGUCAUGAACUUAUUUGACGUGUGUGGGUGUGUCGGAGACAGCCAGAUGGUGAGUGUGUGUGUGUGAGAGAGAGUAGGAUUAAGGUAUAGGUUACAUGAAUCAAUGUGGUGAAGGUGGAAAGCAGACACGAUCAGUUUUAAGUUUCAGAUUCAGCCGUCAUGUCCUUAUCAGGUCAGACUACUGGCUCGUUAUCAGAAUAAAAUUUAAUUUCAUGAUGCAUACGUUGAUUCUGCAAUUGACCUUCACAGUUCUGGUAUAAACAAAGUGCACCGCUGAGUUUGCUAUAGUAAGGACGUUGAGUACAAUAGACUUGUUGUCUUGGGAUCGAUUUUAGAGCAGGACCGCGUUCCUGAGAAUGUGAAAGAUUGCUGUAUUAGGGUGCUGGCAUUUCUUUUUCGUUUAGACUUUGGAGUAUUAAAAGAGUUUUUUUUUUUUUUUUUUUUUUUUUUUUUAAAUCAUGAUUUAGUUCCUCAUGUUUAUUGUUGAUUUUAUUGUAGUUAUUGUCACAUCGUUAUAUGUUAGGGUCCAUGCUUCUUUCUCCAUGCCCAAGUUCCAUGACUCGGUUCUCACUUUCUUUCUUUUUUUUUCCCCCCAAUAAACAGAGUAGCUUUGUGCCUGAAUGAGUUGUUGUCACUGUAUUCAAUGCACAUCAUCCUAGUUUACCUCUGGUGGUGCCAUUUUUAUUUUCCCCUCUCGUUGUUUUAUAUCCGCUAACUUAUGUAUUUGUAAAAUGCUGAAUUGUUGCAACCAUCUAACGUAAUGAGCUAACAUGUUUUGUCUGGUUGUUUUAUGGUCACGUUUCUGUUAAAGGAAGGUGCUCUCUAAUCGUUUACUGUUUUAGAGGUUCACCCUUCUGUCCUGAAAUAUUGUAACAAAUUCUGUGUAUUAUUAUUUCUUCCUCUUUUGUUGUUGUUUUGUUUUCAUAGUUUGUUUGUUUUGGUCAGCAUUGCGUUCAGUCUCAGGUUAAGUCAGUCAUUCCUCUUUUAGCAUAGUUGUCAGCCACUGGUUAGAAAACUGAGAGUAUUAGAGAUCAGUAAUGUGCUUUAGACCAGUGUUUGACAUGUUUCUAUAACCAGCUUAGGCUUUCUGCAAAUACGAAACAGCAUAAUAAUACAAGAACUAGGUGUUAAAACCGGUGGACCACUACAUAAAUAAAAAAUUUAAAAAACCACUGUGAGCUUUCCGUUAGUUACUGGGUUCCUGGAACAGCAAUGGGUACUGGAUAUAAAACAUAUUUUUUCAGAGAUGCUCUAUUUUUUCACUUCUGUAGAAUGACUGAUGUUGAUAUUCUAGAUACUGUGUCUAUUUAGUUGAGAAAGGGGUCUUGUAGAUAUAAAGCGCAUGUCUAUGGGGUCUGGUUUUUAUGUAUAUUAAAUGUGUAGCGCUCGCUCGCUCUCUCUUGCUCUCUCUCUCUCUGUCUCUCUCUCUCUAUAUAUAUAUAUAUGACCAAAUACUUUAAGACGGAUAUUAAUAGUAUUUGUUUCUUACAUUUCUUAUCAGUGUAUCAAGUUAAAAGUAUGGACAGUGAACUCGGCAUUUGUGCCUUACACGAGAACAAGAGAAUCUUCCCAGCUUUUUCUAGAAAUCUUUGGACUAGUCUGUGCAAUAUCUGCCUUAAACUUGUGAUGUGUCCUCCUCCUUUUUUGUACAUUUCAGAGAAAUAAAGUACAAUUUUCAUACAA